Messenger RNA from Paraglomus occultum, 1485 nucleotides. The record is from the annotation of a GenBank genome assembly. NCBI's taxonomy places the organism in Eukaryota, Fungi, Glomeromycota, Glomeromycetes, Paraglomerales, Paraglomeraceae.
AUGUAUUCUGAAGAAAUACCUACCGCCUUCAAUUUGGAAUCUGCGUUAUUGUCCAGUUUGAAAGAACUGUACGAAAAACAACUUGCGUAUGAUGUUACCAUAACGGUUGGUGAAGGACCGAUAACACAAGAAUUUAAAGCUCACAAAUGCAUCCUCUGCGUUCGAUCGCCUUACUUUUACAAACAUUUUUUGGAAAAUAAAGAAUAUCCUGCGGAAGAGGGUUUGGCUUUAUAUAACAGUGAUGAAGCUGGAACGUUCUUUAAGGAAAUGUCGCCUUUAGUGUUUGCUAUUAUGCUCGAGUAUAUUUACACAGGCAUGUUACAAUUGGAUAGAAUGUCCGAAUCUAUCGAUGAGUACCUACAACUUGUGUCUGCAAUUGAUCUUCUAGAGUUGCAAAAACCGAGUGAAAUUGUACAAGAUUUGAUACAUGCAAAAUUUUUAAAGGCGAUGGAGACUACAGCAGUAACAAUCAAAUCAUUUUGUGAAAAACAUCCACGCCUGCAAGUACUCAACAACCUAAUUAAUGCAAUAUUUGAAGAAAAGCCCGAGUCUGUCCUUGAUUCUUCUGAUUUUACUUCAUUGGACAAAGAAAGUCUGAUUGAUAUUCUGAAACGACCUGAUCUUAACCUUCAAGAGAUUGUAAUCUGGGAUAAAAUUAUAGAAUGGGCUAUUGCACAAGAUCCAGAGCUCCCAGAAAACAUCAAGGAGUACAAACCUUCAGAAAAGGAUGCUCUUAAGGACAGGCUUAAAGAUCUUUGGCCACUUAUCAAGUUUGUUUAUAUAUCAGCACCUGAUUUUCAUAAAAAAAUACAUCCGUAUAAAUGUAUCUUCCCAGAGGACUUCUAUGAAGAUCUUCUAGAGCAUUACUUUGAUCCAAGUAACUCUAGGAUAUCAGCUCCACGACAAUAUGUGCCAUUUGAAGCUAAUUUACUCUUGCGGAAACAUUGCAAGUCUAUUGAAACAUGGAUUCAAGAAAGAACAGCAAGUGAAAGUUUAACCAAAAAAUCAUAUCUCUUUAAACGGAUUUUUUGUGGAUCCAUAGACGGGCUUGACAAAUCUACUUUUUCAGAGAAAUGUGUCAAUAAGGGACCAACAGUAUUUGUAGUCUCAACCAAUGGUACAGGUAGAAUAUUGGGUGGUUAUAAUCCAUUUGGUUGGGAGAAAUCCAGCAAAUGGUUUGAGACCAAGGAUAGUUUCAUUUUUCUGAUGAGGAGUUCGAUUCUGAAAACGGAAGAUGGGGUACCAUUAUUGACUUAUCAAACUGUUUUGAGUUCAGUGAAGAAUUCCAGUCAUGCUAUAUAUAAUCAAGUUGACGGUGAAGAAAAGUGUCAUUUUAGUUUUGGAGGGGAUUUGGAGGUUUAUAUUUCUUCAACUGGUCACCAGUAUGUUUACAAGCAUGGAGCUUAUAGCCAGAGGUUAUUAGAAGAUUGUGUUUGUAAUAUAGAUGAAAUUGAGGUUUUUCAAGUGAUUGUCGGAGAAGAUUAG